Fopius arisanus is the source of this 3200-nucleotide messenger RNA. RefSeq names its product rumpelstiltskin (gene rump). NCBI's taxonomy places the organism in Eukaryota, Metazoa, Arthropoda, Insecta, Hymenoptera, Braconidae. Gene Ontology annotation, molecular function: mRNA binding. Gene Ontology annotation, cellular component: ribonucleoprotein complex; nucleus; cytoplasm. The record is from RefSeq and is a predicted model, not a curated record. The transcript has 5 exons. Bases 169 to 1863 code for a protein of 564 amino acids.
UCGCCAUUUUGUCAGGACGCUGUUCCCUUCGGCGUACGUAAAAAAGUGUCAGUUGUGAUCCCAGGGCAUCACUUUCAAUCGGUUUUUAGUAUUUCAAGUGCUUCGCAACAUUCACGAAUCAAUUAGUUGAGAAUUUACUAGUCGAAGAGCUUGUGAAAGUACGAGACAAUGAACAAAACUGACGAUUCUCUACAGAAUGACGAUCGGGACCGAAGUCGCGAGCGCGAUCGCUCUCGUCGAACAGAUCGUCAGUCUCGUUUGAAUUCAGCAUCUCGUGAUCGCAGUCGCGAAAGAAACGAUCGAGGUCGUCGUAUCUCCGAGCGACGGAUAUACGUAUCAAACAUCCCGUACGACUUCAGGUGGCAAGAUCUGAAGGAUCUCUUCAGGACAGAAGUGGGCAAAGUUGCCCAUGUGGAGCUGUUUUCUGACGAGGGUGAAAAACCCAGAGGUUGUGGAAUCGUUGAGUUCGAGGACUCUGAUUCAGUUAAAAUAGCCGUUGAGAAAAUGCAUAGAUUCGAUAUCAAAGGUCGUAAACUAGUCGUCAAGGAGGAUUACGAUGCUGAGAGGGACAAGUACGGACGUCUCCAGUCCUCCAGAGAUCACGACAGACAGAGAGAGGAUCGUUUCAGAGAUAGUGCUCGCCAGAGUACAAGGCAAACUCUAUCAUCAAGCAGUGGAGGAGGUGGUGGUAGUUCUAUUGGAAAUGACACGAAAUUCGGUAACACUUACGGUCUGAGCACUCAGUUUCUCGAGUCCCUGGGCAUCAAUGGUCCCCUAGUGACUCGUGUUUUCGUGGCGAAUCUCGAUUACAAAGUCGACGAGAAGAAGCUGUUGGAGGUAUUCAAACUCGCUGGGAAGGUCAUCAACGUUGAGUUGGGGAAGGACAAGGAUGGAAAAUCGAGGGGAUUUGGAGUUGUGGAGUACGAUCACCCGGUGGAGUCUGUUCAGGCGAUCUCGAUGCUCCAUAAUCAGCAGUUGUUUGACAGAAGGAUGACUGUGCGAAUGGAUCGUGCUAAUGAUCCUGAUCUGCCACCGAAGCUACCAGAGGGCUUGAAGGGAAUUGGAAUGGGUUUGGGUGCUGGGGGCAACAGACUUACUGAUGUCGCGAGAAAUAUUCCCAAUGUUCAGACUAAUGCAACACCCGUUGUCAAUCCCAUCUCUGCACCUGUGCUGGCUACUAGUGCUUUCAGUGCCGGACUCAAUAAUGUUGUACCCGCCCAGCUGGGUGAGUUCGCUUCAGCCCUCUCCAACUCCAACGCUGCAGCCCUUCAGGCGAGUCUCGCUGGUGGCCUAGGUGCUAAUUUGACGACAAAUUCACUGUUGAACCCAUCAUUGACGUCAGAGUUAGCAUCAAAUCUGAAUAGCUUCAGCAACAGUGUCGGUGGAUUGUCGAGUCUGCAGGCUUCUCUAGCAAACAGUCAGGCAGCCAAUUCAUUCGCUCCACGAGGAAUGGGCAAACUCGACUCUGACGUUUCAUUCGGUGGCAGCAAUGCCUUUGGAGGCUCCAACUAUGGCAGCAGAAAUGACUUUGAUGCUUUUGCUCGAAAUGAGGCUGACCGAAUUUCAGGGAAUAGCGGUGUUUUCACUGGCAAUCAAAGUAGUGCUGGCAGUGGACAGAGACAGAAUACCAAUGGAUCAAGACCAAUGUCUGAUACUAUUCUCAUUGGGAAUCUUCCACCAAACACCACUUGGCAAAUGCUCAGAGACAAAUUCCAGGAUAUUGGAGAAGUUAAAUUCGCUGAGAUGAGAGGAAAUGACUUGGGGAUGAUCAGAUUUGCAUCAGAGUGGGAUGCUGAGAGAGCAGUGUCCAUGAUGAACCGGUCCCGCAUCGAUGGCAGAACGAUCGAGGUUCGCCUGUACUAAAGCUCAGAAAUCAAGGUAAAGAAAACAGUCUCUCGCAAAAAAAAAAAACAAAAGAGCAAUUCCAGAUUCUUAUGACACAUAAUCUCAUUGAUCCCCUCGGGAGGCUUGUCCGCUGGAUUCAGAGCUCUUGACGGAAUUCCAAGAAGAUAAUGCUGUUCUUUUUCUCCUCGACGAUGUUUUACCAUGGGGUUUGACGUUCCAAACGAGAUAAUGACAAAAAAACGUAUUUCCUGGCCUCGAGAAUAAUUCGCAACGUUUUUGGGCACCCACAAGUGGAUGAUAAUUCAUUCUGACGAUGAAUUCUUCGAUUCAAGACGAUUUAAAGUCGAUUUUUCCGGGGGAGAAGACACGAUCAAUCCCAUGAUAAUAUCUCCAAGCGUAUACAUUUAUUUUUCAUUCAUUUAUUUCGUGUUCCAGAGUGGAUAUUUGAUAUUAUUGCUGAUCCCACAGGAAAGUUAGGGCUUCGUAAUCUGUUCGUUAUUACUCAAAUUGUAACGUAGGACAUUUGUAUCUAGGAACUAUCUUUAGUUUUAAGGUUUAAUGGACAUUUGCAGGUGAAUGGAACAGCUUGGGAGUUCAGUUGUGGAGUUGAGGGAAUUGAGUCAAUUCACUCGAUAAUAUAUAUAUUUUUUCUUUUUGUUAUUUGGAAAUAGUUUGGAAACUGAGGGAGAUGGCGAAAUUUUUGUUCCCGCGAAAAUUUUGCUGUCUCUGGUAAUUUGAAAGAUAUUCGCUAAGAGGAAAAAUUCAAAUUGACUAUUUUUAUUUCCACAUUCACUACUGACUUCAACCGAUCAUAAUCAAUAAUUAUUGAUGAUUAUUGAUGAUUCCUGUAAGGAUUCUGACGAGUGUUUCUCAAUACUCAAUAUCAAAGUGGAGAUAGUUUUAUUGAAAUAAUCAAGCAGCAGUUUGUUCUACAAUAAUACCAAAUCGUAGAUUAGAUUCGAUGGUAAUUCUUCUCAUUCACAAACAGCUGAUGAAAAAAUCGAGAUUCAGCUUUAGGUCAGUGAUUAUAACGUUCAAUUAAUGGGUUUUAUUUGGGUUUAUUCCCGUACUUAGACAAUUUAUUUGAGUCGAGGGUUUUGAUCGGUGGGCAGUGGAAACUUAAAAGGAUUAGAGGGAGAGAUAGUCUCUUUGGCUCCCACCUCACGUCUGAGUUCUCGUGGAUUUCGAUUUUUAUUUCCUCCACCUGCAGUGUGUGUGUCAAUUUAUUAUUUGUCCAUCAAAUAGCAUAAUCAAGGCAGUCUGAUGUAUUGAAAAAAUAAUGUCUUGUAAUAACCGAUGAAUUUCAUACAGUGAAUAAAAUUGAGACUCAACUUGACUGAGAUGAAUAUUUUGUG